Messenger RNA from Gastrolobium bilobum, 570 nucleotides. RefSeq names its product cytochrome b561 and DOMON domain-containing protein At5g47530-like. Lineage: Eukaryota; Viridiplantae; Streptophyta; Magnoliopsida; Fabales; Fabaceae. The transcript has a single exon. The record is from RefSeq and is a predicted model, not a curated record. Bases 1 to 570 code for a protein of 189 amino acids.
AUGUUAAGGUUGGUGUUGGCCUUGUCUGUUUUAUGCUGUGUGCUUCUGAAAUCAUCAGCUCAGACAUGCAAAGGGUACACUUUCCCUAACAAGAAGGUUUUUUCCACUUGUCGUGAUCUUCCUCAGUUGUCCUCUUUCCUCCAUUGGACCUAUGCAAAGGACACUGGCAAGCUCCACAUAGCAUAUACACGUUCCGGAAUAAUGUCAAACAAUAGGUGGGUUGCAUGGGCUAUCAAUCCCAACAAGAAUAACUUGAAUAAUGCUAAGGUUGGAGCACAAGCUCUUGUGGCGGCUAUCCCAGAUUCUGGGGGUGCCCUAAGAGUCUAUACUUCCGUCGUUUCUAACUACAACACCCAUUUGGAAGAGGGAAAUAUCAGUUAUCCUCACUCAAACUUGAAGGCCACCUGUCACAAUAAUGAGGUUACCAUUUUUGCUACUCUCACUCUUCCAAAGGGUACAAGCUCCUUCGUCCACCUUUGGCAAGAUGGUCCUCUCAUUGGUUCUACCCCUCACAUGCAUGACAAGGGUUUUGGUAACCUCAAUUCCAAGGAAAUCUUGGAUCUUGUUUGA